Molecule: messenger RNA, 2062 nt
Organism: Anopheles coustani
Lineage: Eukaryota; Metazoa; Arthropoda; Insecta; Diptera; Culicidae
Product: serine protease inhibitor 28Dc-like
Exons: 1
Coding region: 1-1641 (546 amino acids)
Molecular function (GO): serine-type endopeptidase inhibitor activity
Source: RefSeq, a predicted model, not a curated record
AUGAUGAUAAGGUGUACGGUUAAAGCGCCCGUCCUGGUGACGCUGGUGCUUGUUAGCACGGUGCUGAUGCAAGUUACACCAGGUGCAGGACAGUGGGCCGGGCAGCCAGUAAACCGGCGACCGGUGCUGCAACCGGUUGAAGUUCCAGUGCAGCAACUAAAUACUAGACCUGUGCAGAGAGUGGCGCAGGCACCCGUAGGUACCCCGCAGGCACCGGCAGGACCGCGUCCGUUCGUGUACAACCCGGCGUCGGCCGCCGUGACAGAGUUGGCCCGUUUCAUUGGGCGCAUCCUGGGGCAGAAGAAUAAGGCGGCCGUCUUCUCGCCGGUCAGCAUCGCUAGUGCUCUCUCGCUGUUGUUAAUUGGGGCGAACCGGGAGACCAAGCAGGAGCUGAUACGAGUGCUUGGGUUCCAGCGUUACUCGAACAACCUCGACACCAUCCACCAGCUGUACAGCGACAUGCUGAACGACCUGGCGCGGACGGAGUUUAGCUUGACGCCACCUCGCUGGCGCACGUCUAAUCCUUGCUACGACGACGAUGACGAUGAUGGUGGCGACGAGGGCGAGGGCUACCCGAAACCGACCAAGGAUACGGUCCGCGUUACGAAUGCGGUGUUUGUGCGCGAGGGGCUACGGUUGAGCGACAACUUCCUCUGGUCUACCGGUCGGUACUACAACAGCACCGCGGCAAACGUACCGUUUGCAUCGGACCCGGAUCGGGCGGCGCAGUACAUCAACGCCUGGGCCGACCGGAGCACCGAGGGCAAGAUCCGUGACAUUGUGUCGGCGCAGGUCGCGGCCGAGUCGGAGAUGAUCGUCGCCAGUGCACUGUACUUCAAAGGGCUCUGGUCGGAGCCGUUCGAGAAGCAGGCGACCGAAAUGAAGCCGUUCUAUACUGAUGGCCACGAGCGGCCCAGCAAGCAGGUCCCAACAAUGAUCACCGUCGGUUGCUUCCCGUACUACGACGCGCAGAAAUACGACGCCAAGGUCAUCGGCCUUUCCUACCAGGGCAACCAAUCGGCGCUCUACAUCCUCAUGCCGAACAACUCGACGAGGUCGCGUAUGAUCGAGUUUCAGGCUAACCUGACGCCAGCCAUGAUCGGUGAGAUGGUACAGAGCAUGACCAUGCGCAAGAUGUACCUGCAGCUGCCGAAGAUGUCGAUUACCAAUACGAUCAAUUUGCGUGACGUGCUGCAGCAGCUCGGUGUGCGCACGCUGUUCAACCGUGGCCAGAGUGACCUCUCCGAAAUGGUUGCACGUCCUACCCCGAUCGACCUGUUCGCGACGCGCCUCGAUGCUGAUUCUUCGGGGUCUUUCGUCUUUCCGCUCGACAAUGCGGACCCAGAGCCGACCGACAGUCGAAGGCGCGGAAGUGACAGCCUCAAUAUCAACGUAGAGAGUGCAGUUGGCCAGGACACUCGGGUGCCACAGUCGCAGUUACACGUCAGUGAGUUCAUUCAUCGCGUCGAGUUAGACAUCAACGAGAAAGGAACCGAGGGUGGCGCCAUCACGACGUCCACCGUCUUCCGGGCGCUCCCAUCGAUCCACGUCCGAAUCGAUGCACCCUUCCUGCUGCUGCUCGGUCACGACGAAACCCGACUGCCGCUGUUCUAUGGAUCAAUCUUCGACCCAACGCCCUAACCAGACAACGUGACAAAGGAUCUUUUACUGUGUCAAGGCAGCAGGGCGCCCAGGACGCUCCGGGAAUCUACGACCGAGAUCGUAUUUUAUAUUAUUACUUUUAACCGUUAAAAACAAUAUGGGGCGAUUCCGUUCCUAGUGAAGGCAUUUUAUUCGUAUGUACAUUCUUAUGACUGCGCCUUUGGUUCGCAAAUAUUGAAGCUGUGCAAGCUAAAAAUGAACUGCGUGCAAACGGACGUGUAAUCAAUCGUGUGUGGUUUUAGUCCAUAGUACCAAGUAAGCCAAUAAAAUUACUACGUCGUGUAUACAAGACCUACUCCUGCUGCGUGGUUGUGCCGUUUGUGUUCGGUGACUUUAUUCCAUUUAGAUGGCAGUUUCAUCAUAGUCGCGAAUGUGCCGUGGGAUUGAAAUUGCCGUAUUA